UCCCACAUGUUCAAGUGCAGUAAGCAUCAUUUCCUUAUACAACAUCAAAGAUGAGCUGAGCUGGCAGUCGAAGUUAAACUAAAGAAAGCAUGAGGGAAGAAAGCAGAUGGUUAGAAUGACAGCCUGAUGGUUAGAGGUUCAAAGAGGUAAAAAGAGAAGACAAACAAAGCAGAAAACAGACGGAAGACAAAGCCAGAGUUGGUGAAGCUCGACAACCAUGAGCCGCAACUUUCUCUGUGCUUUUCUCACCCUCGCCUUCUUGGAAUCAGGCAAAUCAAACAGUGAUGUGUCUAUCAGUCACCGCUUUACCGGUGAUAGCCAGAACAUUACUUGUGUCCUCUUGGGAGACGAAAACAUGACACAGAUCAACUGGGAAAUACUUCAUGGCCCAAACCACACUAAACUGGGCACGUAUCAUCCUCAUUUCGGCAUACAUAUUAUGCAUAAUUAUAAGACUAAAGUGGAGAUCAAGGGCAGACAAUCUCCACGUCCGUCAUCAUCAUCCCUUCUCAUUAAAAUAGCAUCAAACGAGAGCGUGCAAAUCUGUUGCGCGUUCAUAACAUUUCCCUCAGGUAAACUGGAGCAGUGUGUGGAUAUCAGUAAGAAAGAUGCCAGUAUCGACACAUCUAAAAAAGAGUAUACUUACAUGCAAUCAGAACGAAAGCUGGGAUUAUUUGGACUUUUGGGCGCAAUGAUUACCGGAACUAUUCUUUGCCUUUUCAUCCUGAUCCUCCUGAUCUACUUAUGGAGAAAAUGCAAUUGUAGAAGGAUAAAGUCCUUUGAAAUACGAACAUACAUGACAGACUCGCCGGCUGAGGGCGAACAAUCUGUUGAUGCAGCGACUGCUCAAAGUUCUCCAACUGGUUUUGAUCCCUCAAAACUUUAUGCCAAGAUCAGAAAAGACCUUUUCUAUGGCCGCUUGUGGAAGUCUUAUCAAGGGCAGCCUAAACCAUAGACUCAAGGUGCCGUGACUGAUCACGGACCUGUUUUUUCAUCAAGGACUCUAAGUAUAAUAGCACAAAGAGGAUUGCAAUGUAUUAUUCAAUUCAAUUCAGCAUUUUGUUCACAAUAAUUAAUGUUUCAAACCAACUUCACAAAAGGUGCAUAUUACUGCAUUUCAAUCAAAUUGGGAAAAAUUAAGUGCAUUGGUUACCAUAAAUAUUAGUUACUAAUAACUUAUCAACUAGUAACUAAUAGCUUUAUACUAGUAACUAACAGCUUUAAAUAGUAUAAUAAAUGCAUUAUACUGUAUAUAAACAUAUAACCUGCAGUUAUAAAACAUAUACUGUAGAUGAUGUUCAUGUGUACAUGUACAGAAGUGUAGUUGUGUAUUAUAUUAAGGCAAUGAUUAAAUGUAUGGAUAUUUUAACUUUUAAGAUUAAUAAAUAUAAAUCGAACACAAAAUAAAUUUAUAAUAAACUUAUAUAACCCA
Molecule: messenger RNA, 1432 nt
Organism: Danio rerio (zebrafish)
Lineage: Eukaryota; Metazoa; Chordata; Actinopteri; Cypriniformes; Danionidae
Source: RefSeq, a predicted model, not a curated record